UUUGACUAAUCUAAGACAAAGAAUAAGGAAAUUUACAUACAUAUUUACUAUAUAUGUAUAUAAUAUAUUAUUUAUAUAUAUGAAAAAAAUCCCUAUGCAUUUAAUCGAAUUCGAACGCGCCGAAAUCCGAUCCCUAAAAUCCAUUUUCACCGGGGGCCUUCUAGGCCUCAAUUCAAAUAGUGCGUUUUUGCGUCACGUGACGCUUAAUUAGCCAAUCGUAUUGUAUAACGAUAUCACGUGACCUGACCCUGAGUCUCUUAACAGUUUUGUUUUAAAGCGUCGAAAAUCCAGAUCUGUUGGUAAAAAUAUCGAGGUUGGCGUAGCCGUAUACUUUUUCCAAUAAGCGGUCUUGAAAUCGUAGACGCUUUUCUAAAUAGAGUAAUUCGAUCUCCGGCGUCAGCGGGCGUCGUCUUCAUUGAUUUUUUUCCCAGUUUGUUUCAGAUAGUGUAUCUAUUUAUUUAUUAAAUCCUUUAAUCCUUUCAAAUAAUUCUAGAAGAAAACAAAUUAAGAUAUAAGUAUUCUCUAGUACGAACACAAUCCCGAAACUAGAGCAGAGGUGACAAAUUAAUUUAUCAUGAAAGUGAACUUUUUUCAGUUUACGAAGACACCAUGCUAACAAAACAAAGGGAUGAACUGUUCAAUAGCUGCAAUAUAUAUUUAAUCGAUUCUUCCAAUCUACUAAAAAUUCAUUUAAUACCUAUAUUAUUUUAUUACUUUCCUUUCAACAUUUCCGUUUCCUCCUUUCCAAAUUAUUUUCCGGUUGAAUAUUGUAUAAAGAAUUUACUUCAGAAAGAAAAUGCUUGCAACUUUUGCUACUAUCUCAAUUCUAUUAUUCUCUUUUUCUAUCCAUCUUUUUCUGGAAUAAAUCCCUGGCACGUAUAUACGAAUAUAUAUGUAUAUACAGUAUAUACUGUACCUGCAAUCGCUCUUUCUCUCUCUCUCUCUCUCGGUCUCAUUACUAUCUCAUUUCUCUUCGUCCUUAUUUUAAUGUAUGAUAGCUUAUUUGCUCUGUUAUUCCAUUCAGAUAAGUCAGCUAGCUACUAAAUUUCAUUUGCUAUUAAAGAAUCAUUUUCCUAGUAAACUCUUUCCUUACAUUGUCAACAAAAGUUAGGUCAUUCUUGUUUUUACUUGUUUGGGCUUUAAAAAAGAGGCAGGAAUAAAACAGAAUCUUUAGGCGAUAACGAGAAUUUUCUCUUAUUCAGGUCGAACACGUAAGAAUUCAGAUGAUGACCGCGUUAGGCGAACGAAAAGUUGUGAUUGGUGCCAUAGAGCCAAAUCGGCCCAUUGCAAAGUUGAUUUAUGUGAUGGACAAUUGCAAUUUUGCUCUGAAUCUUGCCUAAAUCAAUAUAAAAUGAACAUAUUUUGUCGUGAAACAGAAGAACAUUUAAAUUCGGCCAAAGAGGAUAAAGCUGAACCGCAAAAGGACGAUAGAAUUAUUAUUACUCCGGAAUUAUGGAAUAGAACCGCUUCAAAUGCAAAAGGUUCGUCACGAAAGAGAGAAGCAAGUUCAGAAAGGAAUAGUAAAGUUCUAGCCGAGAAACGUGCCAGACUGACCGAUCGAGAAUAUAUAAGAAGACUAAAGAUGCGUGAUCAAGAUAUGCAUACACCACUUCCGACUAUUAAGCCGAAAGAAGGACAAAAACAAGAAAUUAGGACCCUCCCUGUUCUACCAGCACCUCCACCUCUUCCACUUCCACUUCCUCCCCCACCUCCUAUUAUACCAGCGAGUACACUACUUGUACCUAUGCCAUUUCUCUUCCCGAUUCCAGUUCCAAUACCUAUACCUAUACCGUCGGAAGCCUUCAAAAAUCUAAUUGAAAAACAUACAGAGCGGCGUAAAUCAGUUUCAACAACUUCGGAAGGAUCAGAGAAAAUAAGAUGCGCAUGCUGCGAACCUGAAGAAGAAGUUCGAGAAACACCAGAGGGCGUCAUAGAUCUAAGUAAACGAUCAAAUACAAAUUCCGUUUCCGAUCAAGACCAUCGAGUUUAUUCAGCAAGGAGAGCAAUGAUUUUAGAUGCUCCUCAAGAAAGAAGAAACGAUUUAGAUGGAUCGAGCUCGAAUAAGGGAACACCUAUUAAAUGAUAACUGUGCAAAUUCUUUUUUCGACAGUUUUGCGGUUUAUAGUGUUGUUCGUUGCUGUUGUGCUGCAAAAUUAUUGUGCCAUAUUGCAGUUAAACGUAUAUUACGUAAUGUAACAUAAAAAAGAGCAAACAUUGUAUCUAUACCUAUACAAAAGUACACCUAUAUAUGAAUUUUACGUAUUCAUAAAUAGAGACAUAAAAUAUGAUAGAUAAUGAAUGAAAUAAAUUAUAUUAAUAUGCAUUCACGCAGACAAACUGCAAACAAACAAACAACAACACAUGCAUACUUACAAACUUACUUACAUACAAACAUACGUAUUUUAUAUACUUGUACGAAUAAUGAAAAACACCAAAAAACUCUUGUAAAAGCAUGUAACAUACGUAUAAUUUUUUGGCCCUAGCAGAGUUAACAAUAUAAAAAA
This is a messenger RNA of Dimorphilus gyrociliatus, 2504 nucleotides long. The record is from the annotation of a GenBank genome assembly. NCBI's taxonomy places the organism in Eukaryota, Metazoa, Annelida, Polychaeta, Dinophilidae.